UGUUUGGACAGAACCAAAGUCAUUCAAUGCGGAGCGACGUACGUCGACCUUGGUGAUCUUGCUGAGUCCGUGAGGCCAAACGGCAAAAUGUCGACGAACGUAGUUGCAUGCGGGAUUGACUACAUCAACAACCACACCGAUGUGUGCGCCGACAAGACAAUCAUGCAUUACAGUGUGACCUGCAAAAUAUGGGACGGUGACUUCCACCACAAAAUCCUGAGGAAGAACUUUGCCCAACACGGUGAUUUCAAGCUCACAAUGAAGAAAUAUGUCAUGUUCCCCAUGUUCCAGGAGCUUUUACCACAUGACCCACACGACAAGUGUGGUCACCACUACGUGAUCUGUCUUGACCUGAAGAACCAACAUGUUGAGGUGCUUGAUUCAAUCCGUUCGGAAGAUGAUGUAGACCUCACCACGCAUGCUGAAUUCUUCAUUAAGAACCUCAAAGAGACAUGGCACCGUGACUAUGAACACUCAAAGGUCUAGAUCAGUCAUUUCCCAACUUAGUAUGUGGCGACUACAAAGCAAGGGAACACGUAAUUCCUUCCUCCCUUUUCGUCUGCCAUUUUACAUCAAUCCAAUUCCUGUUUUGUUUGUCAGAUCUGAAAUUGAAGUCUGUCUUUUGUUACGUCUGAGCUCUUUGCGUGGUCACGUUACUCUUUUCCUCGUGCAGGACGGACUGUGGCUUUCACGCGCUGGAGUACCUUGCGAAGUGGGA
Molecule: messenger RNA, 718 nt
Organism: Triticum urartu
Lineage: Eukaryota; Viridiplantae; Streptophyta; Magnoliopsida; Poales; Poaceae
Source: RefSeq, a predicted model, not a curated record